Hippocampus comes (tiger tail seahorse) is the source of this 4895-nucleotide messenger RNA. RefSeq names its product zinc finger protein 721. Gene Ontology annotation, cellular component: nucleus. Gene Ontology annotation, molecular function: DNA-binding transcription activator activity, RNA polymerase II-specific; RNA polymerase II cis-regulatory region sequence-specific DNA binding. The coding region runs from base 316 to 4506 and encodes 1396 amino acids. The transcript is spliced from 2 exons. Gene Ontology annotation, biological process: regulation of transcription by RNA polymerase II. The record is from RefSeq and is a predicted model, not a curated record. NCBI's taxonomy places the organism in Eukaryota, Metazoa, Chordata, Actinopteri, Syngnathiformes, Syngnathidae.
UUAGAAGGCGGAGGCCAAUCAAUCCCGAGCGUCCUUGCGGUCAUCAACACCGACGAAGAAGAAUUAACUUCCGGAGACGGAUGAAACCUCAGUUCAUUGCACGAGUUCGUUCAUAUUUGUCCGUUCGCUUUUUUUGACCGGGCUUGGGCAAAAACAGCUCUAACAAUCUGUGCUUUGUUUGUGCAAAGAAUUCAUCAAACAUGCAUAGCCUUGUACCCACUUUAUUUUAUGUUUUUACCGCUGCGUAACGGUUUGUGCUCUCGCCGUUCUGCUAACUAGCGCCAUCAAAGCAAGCUAGCGCUAACAAAGCAAACGAUGGACCAAGUUCCGGCUGUUGUGUCGGAAGACGUCCAGACGGAGGAACAGUCCAGCAUAGAUGUCGCACCGUCCACCGCCGUAGAUGUCAGCUCGGCAAAAAGCGAUGCGCCGUCGUCUGAGGACAUCGCGGACAGUGAUCGCCCAACCUCUUCUCAAGAAUUUGGGCUAUACUGCUGCCAAGAUUGCGGAGAAGCCUUUGGUGAGGAGGCAACCCUCUUGGACCAUCGCAUCCAGCACCCCAAUGGAAAGUGCGCAAUGUAUUUGGAGCCAAUGGACGAUUCAGAUAUGGCUGAGAAAGACGAGGAAAGUACUAGCUCCUGUCAAUUAUGCACAUUGUCAUUUGCUGAUAUGAGUGAAUUCCGUUCCCACAUGGAAACCCACCGCGUUCAAAGUUCUGACACCCAGCAGAUUUCUGGGUCCCCAAAGCAGAACUUUUUUGAAUGCUCUGAAUGUGGGAAAAGAUAUUCCAUGUUAGGGCACUUUCUCAAUCAUCAGCGUACCCAUAUAGAGGCUUCCAAAUCUUUAUUUAAUGACUUGGAGCAGUUACAGAAAAAGUCCUUUCAAUGUGAGACUUGCGGACGAAAUUAUUCUCGUGCAUCUGCCCUUGAUGCCCACCGACGUUGUCAUGAAGAGAAGUUAUUUAAACGCCAAUACAGGACUUCAGGUCACAGGACAGAUACUGAUGAGCAGCCUGCGGCCAAGCUCAGUAAAAAGGAACCUAGUGGUACUUCCGAGAAGCUUUUCCAAUGUGCUUGUGGGAAAUCUUUUCCUGCUUUGAUGCAUUUGAAGACACACCAGCGAUUCAGCCACAAUAUCGAUUGCUUUCCAAAAGAAAGGACAGAAAAGCUGAGGAAAAAUGUCUUUUACUGUCGGGAAUGCCAGAAAGCAUUCCAUGGCCAUCUUGCUUGGUUCAACCAUGAGAAAUGGCAUGAAAACCAUUCGAAAGAUUCUCCAAACCGAUUUCCAUGUGAGGCCUGCGGGAAAGUGUUCAUGACUCAAACGUUUUACUACAGACAUCAGCGCAUGGUGCACAGUGGCGAGACUCCAGCAAAGUCAUUUCUCCAUCAAGUGGACCAGCUGCAGAAGAAAGCAUUUGAAUGUAUAGACUGCGGCCUCAGGUUCUCCAGGCUGUCAGCGCUUCAAUCUCAUCAGCUUCACCACACAAGUUCUUUUACGGAAACGGAGAAAUCGGUCCAGGAACAUUCGCCUCUGCUCCAUCACCAGGAGACCUUGGAAGGAGAGCUGAAAGUGACACGGCAGUUGAGACAUCACGUCUUAGCAGAGGACGUUCUUGACAUUGAGUCUGAAGAUCACCCUGAUGUUAAUGAGCCCGGAGAUGAUGUGAUGGAGAGUUAUGAACCCGGGGACUUUAAUGUCAUGGUGAUAAGCGCAAGUGAAUCGGACGACGAGGCAGUGCAAGACUUGAGCCCUAACUUCGAUUCCGGAUCCGACCAGGAGGGCCAUGGCAAUAAUUCAGUCAGUCAUCUGGUUUCAAAACCAGAGCUUGACUUGAAAAUUGUUCAGGUUGACUUCGACCCUGCCAAGGAACAGAGCCCUCCAGCAGCUGAAAACAACGAAACCAAAGAACAGUUUGAUUGUCCAGAAUGUUACCGGUGCUUUUUUAGCGAGGCGUCACUGCGGGCUCACUUAGGGUGGCACAACAUUCAUAAGAAGAGCCUUCAGACUAAAGGUCAGUCAGUGGAAGUUUACACAUGUGACAAUGAAGCCCAUAACUUUGCAGCAGGUGCUACUCCAGAAUAUAAACACGAAACUAACCAUGAAUUAAAGCAGGCGGGUCUAUUUGAACAGAAAACUGUGACAUGUGACACGUGCGGUACAAAGCUUUCACAUUUGUCCGACGAACACGAUGAACGACUACUUUGCCGAGAUUGUGAGACGUCUAGCUUGUUAAACCACAAGCGCACCCGCGCCACAAAGAGCACAGAAAGUAUCUCGCCCAGCGCAAAAGUGUACAAUCCAAAAAAAACUCUUCUCGGCCCCAAGAUUUACCACUGCGAGCAGUGUGGGAAAGGUUUUUGGUCUUUAGGAGCUUACUCGCAUCAUAAGCAAAGUCCGAGUCUAUGUGUUGAUGUGAGGCUUCGAACCGGCGUUACACAGCCACUGCACCGUGGGCGUCCUCGCUCGAGCAUGAAAGUCGCGUGUCCUGUGUGCGGUAGAAAGUUCCGACACAAGGGAAUUAUGACGCUGCACAUGCGUACACAUGAAAAUGGGAAUCAUCAAUGCGAAGUCUGCAACAGAACGUUCCGUCUUUUUUCCAGUCUUCUCAGGCAUCAGGUUGUGCAUAGUGAGCUCCUCCCGCCACCGAGUAAGUCUUUUCAGCAUCAGGUCGAGCAGCUGCAAAAGAAUACAUAUAGCUGCCCCGACUGCGGGAAGCUGUUCUCUCGGGCCAAAGCACUUCAGUUCCACAUGAGGUAUCAUGGAAAUGAGAGUGGGCAGUCGCCAUCACCGCCGAGGUCUUGCGUUAGGCAAGAAGACUUUCAGUGUGCCACCUGCCUCAAACAUUUAAGCAACAAGGUCUCCUUGCGGGCGCACAGAAAGCUCUGCGUUAAAAAAAAGCAACACAUAAUGGAGUGUCACACCAAAAACCUCAAUAAUAAUGAGUCGGUGAACUCUGAAGAAAGUGCGGUGCAGGUGCCGCAUAACUUUAAGAAGGAAAUGGAGGCGGUGGACAUGGAAAGUCCAAAUACCGUAUGCGGCUUCGAAAACACCAGCGAUUUGAGAUACAAGUGUAACAAGUGUGAAAGAAGCUUUUCAGUUGUUGGGGCUUUGAACUUGCAUAAAAGAAUUCACGCCAAGGGUUACUCCAAAAAAGGAGCAAAAGCGACCUUGUACUUAUUGACGAGCGAGGAAGAGUUAAGGAAAGAUGACCAAUUUCCCUGCUCAGAAUGUGGGAAGCGAUUUUUGUCUAACUCUGCCCUUGGCUCUCAUAAACGAUGGCAUACAAAUGACAAACUUUCCUCUCUUAAAGAGCAGCUUCCCGACCGCUGUCUGCAGCAGGACUGCCAAUCGUCCACACUGCAGCUUCAACCUGACAUGAGACCCAAGAGCGAGACCUCAGAAGGUCACCAAACAUGUGUGCGAGGCCCUUUUUCCGAUGAGCAUAGCAACACUUUAGAAGCUCGAGAUACUCAGACAGGUGACUCCUCGCUCAGUGCGAUAAACCGGGUCAUGAACGAGUGUGAAUCCAUCUCGACAAUACCGACUGCACGAAAUUACCAGUGUCCCCUCUGCUUGGCAAGCUUUUCCAAAGUCAGGGGCCUUCGCGCCCACACGUGGCAAGCACACUCCAAGAGCAGACAAGCCAAACCGAAGAGCGAGUUAGACGCUCAGAUCCCAAGUGUAGCCACAAGCUGUGAAAUCAAGUGUGAAAAUGUUGCAACAGAAAUAAGCAAAGACCCUUUCAGCAAAAUUGAUGCUUCUCCUUGGAGUGUCCCAAACCUUGAGUGUGGACUUCAGUGUGAAGCUGCUGCUAUAAUUCCUGACCAUAAAUUAUGCCUAGGGUCUAAACUGGUGGUCCAAGCUCCUGAUCCCUUAGGUGAGGCGUCACCGCUUAUCAGCCGCCUCUCAGAACCAAUCGUCAAAUGUCUCUUCAAGUGCGGGAAGUGCGGCAAAGCAUUCCCGACCGAGGGACAGUUAGAAACUCACAAGACCAAGGCAAAAAGCCGGCCUUUUUGCUGCGCCCUGUGCUGCAAUGCCUUUUUAACCGAGAGCCAACUGCAGCAACACCUCGCCUGGCACGAUGAGGUCCGAUUUCGGCUACCGAACGAGGUUCGCUUACGUCUCAGUGCUGCUUUGAACACAAAGUCUGUCAGAGCCACAGGGAAGUCCUUUCCCCCUCACGAGCCAAAACAACAGGCCGUGAAGCAAGAGAGCCAGUCGGUCAUUAGUAACCUUCAUGGCGACAAAGCCUUUCUUUCGUCAUCCAAAUUCUCAAACCAUAAAUGUUUGCAUUGUCAAACUGCUGCGUGUGAUUGCCCUCGCGCUUCUGUGACGGUGGAUGACUUACGCGCCCUUUCGAAACACGACCGCGCAGCUACUGGCGAUUCCAGAUGGCAAAGUGACAGCCCUGCCGCUGAUGUCCUUACUUGCCUUGAAUGUGGAGCUACUUUUAGUCAAGAAACUGAUUUGCACCAGCAUUACACCAAGCAUGCACAAAGCAUGUAUUAAAAUCUUUGUUUACAUGUAAAGCUUACGAGACUUGAACAUUUGGAUGAGGCGAUCCAUUAUAUGUCACUAUAUUAAAUUAAUUAUCUGUCAAUUUUCCCCAUCCCAGGCUUUCCUUCACACUGGAUUAGAGUUGUAUAAAUUAACAACCCCGCCUUGCGUAACCCUUUGAAUACUUUUUCACAUACUCAACAUUUGGGUGUCAUGGAAGCAUUUAUGCGGUUCUAAAUUGAGAAAUUAGAGCUUAUAAUUGGAUCAAAAUAUAUACUUGCAGUACAUGAACGCAUGUCACAAGCCUUUCUAUUUAAAAUUGGGGGAGGAAAAUUGCUGCUGUCAUUUAAAAUAUUGAAUCGUUGUCUCAAAUAACAAUGGCCGAGCAAUUCAUUAAAAAA